AUGACGAUAAACAUUUCAAUCAUUGGCGGCGGUGUUGCUGGCUUUUGCCUCGCUCACGCUUUGCUCAAACAUCCUGAGAUUACAUUUGACAUUUACGAAAAGCAUGACGAAAUCCGCGCCAUUGGUCAAGGCCUACUCUUACAAAGCACAGCUCGCCAAUCGUUAAGGUUAAUGGAUCCCGACCUUGGAUCAUACCCGGAGGAGAUAGGGGGCGCAGAGCUCAAGCUAUGGACCGUGGCUAUGGGCGAAGGACCAUAUCGCGGCCAGUUGUCCCAUCAGAUCUCUUAUCCUAAACACGAGCGCCCGAUUGGCGUGGACAGAACCAAACUAAUGUCGAAGCUUUUGCAGAAGAUUCCAAAAGAGAGACUUCACACUGGCAAGCGAGUGACGUCCGUAAAGGACAGUCUGAAUUCCAGCAAACGCUACAAUAUUCAAUUCGACGACGGCACGAGUUUGCAAACUGAUGCAAUCAUUGGUGCGGACGGACUCAGAUCAUACAUUCGACAUCUAGUAAUCCAAGAGUGGCCCGCUGAUAAACUCGUUCCACGACCCUCGGGAUUAUGGGACGGCCGUAUAUUGAUACCAGCCGCGCGUGCACGAGCUCUACUCAAAGAUCACAUAUCCCAUCCGCUGACCGAAGGCGCUGUGAUGUUGGUCGGUACCAAGGGGAACAUCUACUUCUCACUCCAUGAAGACUGGGAGUAUGCGGCCUGCAUCGUUGCGGGAUGGAAAGAGCAGACAGCGAGCUCGCCAUGGCGAUUCCCUUUAUCUGCUGGAUUCCUUGACGAGAACUUUGGGGAUGGCUGGGGCAUGUUGGGUAAGGGCGUUAAAGACACGAUUCUUCAGCUUGCAGAGCCUGAAGGCUUCUUCGAAUGGGACAUCAAUCCGCUUCCAACAUUCCACAAGGAGCGAAUGUGCUUGAUUGGAGAUGCGGCUCAUUCGGCGGUGCCAUGGCUGGCGGCAGGAGCUACAAUCGGGGUAGAGGAUGCCGCGAUUCUAGGGGCAUUGCUCAAUCAGGUCCAUUCCGUUUCAGAACUUAACGUGGCAUUUGCCGAAUUUACAGCCACACAAAUCGACAGGUCGCAUACGCUCAUCAGCAACUCCCGUCACACAGCCCGCAACAUGGUCGAGGGGGCGAGCACUAUCCCGGCUGAACUUGCUCGAAAUGAUCGCCCACUUAAAGACUUCUUGUUCGACGUGGAUAUGAAGGAGCGUAUUAAAGUAGCGGUCAGUAGCUUUCUAAGUAAAGCAGGGGCGCGCAAGUGA
This is a messenger RNA of Zasmidium cellare ATCC 36951, 1266 nucleotides long. RefSeq lists its product as uncharacterized. NCBI's taxonomy places the organism in Eukaryota, Fungi, Ascomycota, Dothideomycetes, Mycosphaerellales, Mycosphaerellaceae. Bases 1 to 1266 code for a protein of 421 amino acids. Gene Ontology annotation, molecular function: FAD binding. The record is from RefSeq and is a predicted model, not a curated record. The transcript has 3 exons. Gene Ontology annotation, biological process: secondary metabolite biosynthetic process.